UGAGCUAGGCGAAGGCAACGCGGGUCUCACCGACCCAGAGGGUCCACUAUGAGGGCGCUGGUGGUGCGCCCGAGGCUCGGGCCCCUGCCGGGGCCGCUGUGGCUGCCGGGCGCUGGCGGCACUAGGCGGAGGCGGCUCGGGGCCGAAGCGGGGGCCGGGGCCGAGCGGCAGUACCUGCAGCGGAGCGUUGUACCCACCCUGCACUUCCAGCCAAGCCUGCCCAGGCUGCCUAUUCCCAAACUUGAAGACACCAUGAAGAGAUACCUCAGUGCCCAGAGACCUCUUUUGGAUGACAGCCAGUUCAGGAAGACGGAGCAGCUCUGCAGGUCUUUUGAAAGUGGACUUGGCCAAGCGCUACAUGCUCAGCUGGUUGCUCAGGACAAACAAAAUAAACACACCAGCUAUAUCUCAGGUCCCUGGUUUGAUAUGUACCUCUCUGCCCGAGACUCCGUUGUUCUGAAUUUUAAUCCAUUCAUGUCUUUCAACCCUGACCCAAAGCCCGAUUAUAACGACCAGCUUACACGAGCAACAAACCUCACGGUGUCGGCCGUGCGGUUCAUGAAGACUCUUCGGGCCGGCCUCCUGGAGCCAGAGGUGUUCCACCUCAACCCUGCCAAGAGCGACACCGAUGCCUUCAAGCGGCUGAUCCGCCUCGUGCCUUCAUCCUUGGCCUGGUACGGGGCUUACAUGGUCAAUGCCUACCCCUUGGACAUGUCCCAGUAUUUCAGACUUUUCAAUUCAACUCGGUUACCCAAGCCUGGUCGAGAUGAGCUUUUUACCAAUGAGAAGGAAAAGCACCUCCUGGUGUUGAGGAAUGGGAAUUUUUAUGUCUUUGACGUCCUGGACCAGGAUGGGAACGUGCUCAAAGCGGCUGAGGUCCAUGCUCACCUCAAGUACAUCCUCUCCGAUGGCAGCCCCGCUCCCCAGUUCCCUCUGGCGUAUCUGACCUCUGAAAACCGAGACGUCUGGGCAGGGCUGAGGCAGGAGCUGCUGAAUAAUGGGAACAAGGAAGCUCUUGAGAAGGUGGACUCGGCCCUGUUCUGCCUGUGUCUGGAUGGCUUCCCCAUCACAGACCUGGUCCAUUUGUCCCAUACCAUGCUGCAUGGGGACGGUGUGAACCGAUGGUUUGACAAAUCCUUUAGCCUCAUUAUGGCCAAGGAUGGGAACGCCGCCAUCAACUUUGAACACUCCUGGGGGGACGGCGUCGCUGUGCUUAGAUUCUUCAAUGAAGUGUUUAAAGACAGCACUCAGACCCCUGCCAUCACACCCCAGGCUCAGCCUGCUCCCGUUGACUCAUCGAAGGCUGUGCAGAAACUUGACUUUAGAUUGAAUGAUAUCUUGAAAGCUGGAAUCACCAGAGCCAAAGAGAAGUUCGACUCCACCGUGCAGACCCUCACAGUGGACAGCAUUCAGUUCCAAAGAGGAGGUAAAGAGUUCUUGAAGAGGCAUAAAAUCAGUCCUGAUGCCGUGGCUCAGCUCGCCUUCCAGAUGGCCUUCUUCCGGCAGUACGGGCAGACAGUGGCCACCUACGAGUCCUGCAGCACGGCGGCGUUCAAGCAUGGCCGCACCGAGACCGUCCGUCCAGCUUCUGUGUUCACUAAGAAAUGCUCUGAGGCGUUUGUCCGAGAGCCUUCCCAGAGCAGCACAGACCAGCUCAGGGACAUGAUUGCCCAGUGCUCCAAGUACCACAACCAGCUGACAAAGGAAGCCGCAAUGGGCCAGGGCUUCGACAGACACUUGUUUGCCUUGAAAUACCUGGCGGCAGCUGAAGGCCACCCCCUGCCUGACUUAUACCAGGACCCUGCCUAUGGGCAGAUAAACCACAACAUCCUGUCCACCAGCACCCUGACCAGCCCUGCUGUGAACAUCGGGGGCUUUGCCCCUGUUGUCCCUGAUGGCUUCGGCAUCGGCUACGGGGUCCAUGAUGACUGGAUUGGGUGCAACAUCUCCUCCUACCCGGGCCGGGAUGUCAGGGAGUUCCUCCGGUGCGUGAAUAAGGCCCUGGGUGACAUUUUUGAUGUCCUGGAAGGUAAACCUGUCAGGAGCUAGUGGGGGCGGGUGAUUGAGGCUUUUAAGUGUGUAUGUAGCUGGGACACCUCAUCUCUAGAGAGAAUCAGGAGUGGGGAGGGGGCUGGUCGGGAGUGUCCUGUGAGCCCUAGAAUCAUGGGAUGUCUGAGUAAUGAAUGUGAUCACAUUUUAAUUUAAAAAUCAUGAGUCCAGUCGCAAUGAUGGUUAGUCAAAGUAAGAUGAAUUGCACAAGUUAAAUAGUGAAUCAUGACUUGCGGGUGGAUAUGAGCUGGAGCGGGCCAUAGCUGGCAUUUCUCCCAGAGGAGGCGGCCCCUGGCUUCUGUCUGAUUAGCCUGGCACCGGCUGGGGUACGGUCACUCCUGGAAACCGUCUCAAUCCACAGGGAUGACCUGUUGUUGGACAUUGAUCUUCCUGCAAUAAACCUUCUCUCUUGAGACCCA
This is a messenger RNA of Gracilinanus agilis (Agile Gracile Mouse Opossum), 2468 nucleotides long. RefSeq names its product carnitine palmitoyltransferase 2 (gene CPT2). Bases 49 to 2049 code for a protein of 666 amino acids. Gene Ontology annotation, biological process: fatty acid beta-oxidation. Gene Ontology annotation, molecular function: carnitine O-palmitoyltransferase activity. Lineage: Eukaryota; Metazoa; Chordata; Mammalia; Didelphimorphia; Didelphidae. The record is from RefSeq and is a predicted model, not a curated record. The transcript is spliced from 5 exons. Gene Ontology annotation, cellular component: mitochondrion.